AUGAAUGUUAUAAGAGUAAAAUGCUAAAAGGAAUAACACGAGUUUGUAGAAUUAGCUUGCUUAAAUAAAUAUUGUUAAGCUAAUAGAAUUUAUUGUCAUUAAUGUCUUAAAAAUGGAGAUCAUGUUGCUCAUCCAAAAGAUUAAAAGAAUUUAAUUGAAUUAAUAGACUAUUUUCAUAAUAUUGACAAGGAAAGUGAGAAACUAAUAUAAAAUUUAUGUUUAAUGGUAGAAUAGUUAAAGGAUUUAAUGUUUUAAUUAAAUUAAGAAUUGAGAACAAAAUAUCAAUUUUCUAAAGAAAGAUUGUAAUCAUUAAAUACAAAACAAUUGAAUUAGGCUUUAGAUUAGAUAAUUCAAUAUGAUGAUAUUUAAAUUAAUAUAACAAAUCAAUUACAAAUAUGUUCAGAUAAUAUGAUCAAAUAAAUUCAAAUACAAAUCAAUGAAUUGAAAUUAGAUCAAGUAAAAAUAUAUUAAUUAAAUCAAUAAGAUCAACAAAAAGUAAAAGAACUAUAUUAAUAAGGUAUUCAUAUCAUUUAUUUAGCAUAUAAUUUAUAUUAUGAUGAUAAAUAUGAAGAGGCAAUCAAAAUAUUAGAUGCUGCAUUACAAAUUGAUCAAAAUCAUUUGGAUUCACUAUAUUUAAAAGGUAUUAAAACUAUAUGUAAAUAAAUUAGCUAAAUGUUUAACAUGGCUAAGUAAUUACAAAGAUGCAAUUAUAUGGACUGAUAAAGCUUUGUUGAUUAAUUCAAAUCAUUUGGAUUCAUUAUCUACAAAAGGUAUUAAAAACUAUAUGUAAAUGAAUUAGCUUAAUGUUUAAGAUGGCUGAGUAAUUACAAAGAUGCAAUUAUAUGGGCUGAUAAAGCUUUG
Paramecium octaurelia is the source of this 861-nucleotide messenger RNA. The record is from the annotation of a GenBank genome assembly. NCBI's taxonomy places the organism in Eukaryota, Ciliophora, Oligohymenophorea, Peniculida, Parameciidae.